This is a messenger RNA of Hirsutella rhossiliensis, 603 nucleotides long. Its product is annotated as transcriptional activator of glycolytic enzymes domain-containing protein. Gene Ontology annotation, molecular function: RNA polymerase II cis-regulatory region sequence-specific DNA binding; DNA-binding transcription factor activity, RNA polymerase II-specific. The transcript is spliced from 2 exons. Bases 1 to 603 code for a protein of 200 amino acids. The record is from RefSeq and is a predicted model, not a curated record. Lineage: Eukaryota; Fungi; Ascomycota; Sordariomycetes; Hypocreales; Ophiocordycipitaceae. Gene Ontology annotation, biological process: positive regulation of ribosomal protein gene transcription by RNA polymerase II.
AUGUGCCUGGCCGUAACACCUAUCACCUUUACCGGCUACUUCGGAGCCGGGUCAGCAGAGGCGCUGGCCCCAGCCCCGGCCCCGGCCCCGUCAACAGUACCUACCUUGAAUCUCAAUACAGCUCCGGCCCCGGCCCCGGCCCCCGCCCCAGAGCCUCUGGUACCAGGCAUGCCUAUCGUCACAGCCCUGGCAAGGGUCUUUACGGUGGGGGACGUCUGGAAGGAAUGGGGUGAAGGGUUUGCAGGUCAGAAGGCCGUACGGGAGCUGGAAGAGACGUGGGGAAGCCGCUGGCGCCCGGGGAACGGGGUCAGAGUGCAGUUCUGUCGCCGGAAGGUGAUCUGGGACGAGCUGUUGGCCCGUAUGGCGUCCGGCAAAUGCAAGGAGGCGGCCGUUGCAGAGCUAGAGCUGUUACGCGCCGGCCGAAGCUUGAACCGACUCGUCGACGAGCUCAAACAGCGCCGACGGCGGGGCCAGGAUCGGGGCCAGGGCCAGGGCCAGAUACGGGCCCGGGACCAGGUCCAACUCGAGGUCAGGGCCGUCGGGGCGGAGGACCCGGCUGGGAAAGCGGACCGCCCUCGUCGACGUAAGCCAGCCGCCUCGUAG